AUGGCCGACGGUGGCGUGGAUAUAGAUUUGUACGCCGACGACAUUGAGUCUGAUUUCAACAGACAGGAUGACUUUGGAGGUGAAAACGUGGAUUUGUACGACGAUGUGAUCGCCGCGCCGUCAUCGAAGCCUGAGGAUGGAGAUGGGCCUCCGAACUCUGCGGUGCCGCACCCUCAUCCGCCGGAGGAGACAAAUGGCAGCGCUCCAUAUCACAACAACGCACCAAGCCACCAUCAUGGCCGCCGCUUUCAGCUCUACGUCGGAAACCUAACUUGGUGGGCAACGGAUCAAGAUAUAGCAAACUCCAUAGCUGACAUCGGGGUCAACGACUUCCAGGAUGUGAAGUUCUUCGAAAAUAGGUCUAACGGGCAGUCGAAGGGGUUCUGCCUUAUUUCCCUGGGCUCUGACCAAUCGCUGAGGAUGGUGAUGGAUCGGCUGCCCAAGAAGGAGAUUCAUGGUCAACAUCCAGUAGUGACUUUGCCUACUAAACAGGCAUUGAACCAGUUUGAGAGUCAGUCGAAGACUAGAUCUACUCCUCCUGGCCCCAACAAUCCUGGUAUGAGAGGACCACACCCAGGUGGCCCGCCUGGCCCGCAUCCAGGAGACUACGAUUUUGGUUCACUAGAUUUCUUCGGAGGCGGUCCAAACGGCCCCGGUCCGAACGGUCCGCGCAUGAUGAUGCCUGGGCCAGGCCCGCACCAUCAACUACGAGGCCCUCCACCAGGUCCUCCACAUGGACCUCCACAUCAUAUGCAGCAGCACCAGGGCCCCCCACCGCACCAUAUGCAGCACCAGGGACCACCGCCGCAUCAAGGACCACCGCCGCACAGGCCUCCUAUGCAGUUCCAGGGCCCCCCGCAGAUGCAGCGUCCGCCAGGGCCUGGUCCUCGUCCGGAUUGGGGACCUCGCGGUCCACCGCAUCACAUGCCGCAGCCCGCGCCUCAAUACGGCCCACCACAGCACCAGAUGCCGCAUCAGAUGCCGCCGCAACACGCACCACCUGGGCAAGGCAUGCCGCCGGCCCACCACCAGAUGCCCCCACACGGCGGCCCCCCUCGUGGGCCCGCGCCGCCGCAGCCGCAUCCAGGUAUGAAUGGCUACCCAGGAGUGGGUCCGGGAGCGCCUGCGCCACAUGUGAAUCCGGCAUUCUUCAACCAGCAACCGCCCGUGCAGCCUGCGCCCGGCGUGCAGCCGCCGCCGCAGGCCGGCCCGCCGGGCCCCGGCGCCCCAUACGGUCAUCCGCCACACGGAGCCCCUCCGCCUGCUCAAGGUCCGCCGCCCGGCGCCAGACAGCCUUACGGAAGACCGCCACAGGACCUGUUGCAGAGCUACCCGCCGGCGGGUGAGCGCGCGCCGCACCAUGCCGCGCCGCACGCGCCGCAUGCACCUCACCCUCCGCCGCACGCCGCCAUCUCCGAGGCUGAAUUCGAGGAGGUGAUGAGCCGCAACCGCACUGUGUCGUCGAGCGCGAUCGCCCGCGCCGUGAGCGACGCGGCCGCCGGCGAAUACGCCUCUGCCAUCGAGACGCUCGUCACCGCCAUCUCUCUCAUCAAACAGAGCAAGGUGGCCCAUGACGAACGCUGCAAGAUCCUUAUCUCGUCGUUACAAGACACGCUGCACGGCGUGGAGACGAAGUCGUACAACAGCGGCGAUCGUUCGCGCCGUUCGCGAUCACGAGACCGCGAUACGCGUGCACACCACCGCGCGCCGCGCCGUCGUGAGCGCUCCGCGUCGCGCUACCGCGACCGCAGCCGCGACCGCGAAGAUCGCGACCGAUACAGGGAAAGGUCAAGGGAGCGGGACCGUGAACGUGACCGUGAUGCAUAUUACAGGGACUACCGUGAACGUGAAAGGGAUCGGUCCAGGUCUCGCGAUCGCGAACGUGCCGAGUACAACAGAGGACACAGUCGGGAUGAAAGAACCGCGUCUUCCAGAUCUCGCAAGUCGCCCGUGGAGGCGACGGCAGAGACCGGCGCGGGCGACGCGAGUGGCGCGAAGAGCCGCGCCAGCGCCGCACCCUACUACGACGAGCGGUACCGCGAGAGGCGCGACCGCGACCCGCCGCCUGCGGAGCGCGACCGCGAGCGCGACCAUCGCCGCGACGCCAGGCAUUAGAUGUUAGAGUUAUGUCUACAGCACGUUCAUGAAAUCUUUAGACGAUGGACGACGCUCUUUAUCCGCUGAUGUGUUAUAAAUAUCUCACACUACGAGUAGUUUAUUCGCAUUCAAUACAUCAGCAAAUGUAACAUCGUACGAGUGAGCGUACCGUUUUUUGCUACGAGUUGAAACACACUUUGUAGAUGUGUAAGAAUGAUUCUUGAUUGAUUAUGAUUCUUCUAAAGAUUUUAUUGACACCUG
Molecule: messenger RNA, 2358 nt
Organism: Hyposmocoma kahamanoa
Lineage: Eukaryota; Metazoa; Arthropoda; Insecta; Lepidoptera; Cosmopterigidae
Gene: Cpsf6
Product: cleavage and polyadenylation specificity factor subunit CG7185
Exons: 15
Coding region: 1-2115 (704 amino acids)
Biological process (GO): mRNA alternative polyadenylation
Cellular component (GO): mRNA cleavage and polyadenylation specificity factor complex
Molecular function (GO): mRNA binding
Source: RefSeq, a predicted model, not a curated record